Cephus cinctus (wheat stem sawfly) is the source of this 798-nucleotide messenger RNA. RefSeq lists its product as uncharacterized. Bases 209 to 658 code for a protein of 149 amino acids. NCBI's taxonomy places the organism in Eukaryota, Metazoa, Arthropoda, Insecta, Hymenoptera, Cephidae. The transcript is spliced from 4 exons. The record is from RefSeq and is a predicted model, not a curated record.
AUAGGUUUACAAAUUUAACUGGAUAUUUAUUGUUUUGUAUGUGCGAUGUGGAAAAACUUACCAAGAAUCGUCCCUUUCUGUCAGAUGACAAUAAACUUUUAGAAAGCAUGUCAAGAUUUUGAACGAGUGGUGAUGAGUAAGCUUUGUUAAACAUGAUGCAAAACACUAAUAUAUCAAUUUGAAAAGCGUUAUAAAUAAGCUGGAGAGAAUGGUGGAAGCACAAGUGACUGGGAGUUUGGAUUCACAAGUUUGGUCGAAAGAUCAAUCUUGUAGGAAAAUACAAAUACUGUGGAAAGCAGGAACACAUAAGUACAGGAUGAUUAUGAAGGAUGCAGCUGUCUCUGAAAAUCUGGAUCGUCUAAUGACACUUAUAAUAUCUAAUCCUCUAUAUCUGAUUGGUUGUGUAGCAGCGUUAGUAGUCCUGGUCAUACCAUUGUUUAUCUUCAUUGUUUUUGCAAUCACAACAAUCACCUUUACUUUUGCUGGGUUUAUUCUUGUUGAAGGUAUUUUGCUGAUAAUAGGUACUGUCAUUUUAUGCUGCGUACUCUUUUGCACUAUAUCAACAGUAACUGUUAUGUUACUUUGUGUAGUUUUGGUUUAUUUUCUCAUAAAUCAAAGUCUAACAAUGUUAAGAAAUAUUAGAAUACACAAGACUUGAGUUUUACAUUUCCAAAAAGAUUUUCAUAUUCUUUCUAAUGUGAUUGAAUAUACACAGAAUUAAAAUGAUUUAAACCUAUAUUUGUUCAAAUUAUCAGUAUAAUGUAAAAUAUUGUAUAUAAUAAACUAUAUUCCAAAUCA